Saccharomyces paradoxus is the source of this 1335-nucleotide messenger RNA. It is a transcript of the gene MET17, whose product is annotated as bifunctional cysteine synthase/O-acetylhomoserine aminocarboxypropyltransferase MET17. The coding region runs from base 1 to 1335 and encodes 444 amino acids. NCBI's taxonomy places the organism in Eukaryota, Fungi, Ascomycota, Saccharomycetes, Saccharomycetales, Saccharomycetaceae. The transcript has a single exon. Gene Ontology annotation, biological process: transsulfuration. Gene Ontology annotation, molecular function: transferase activity, transferring alkyl or aryl (other than methyl) groups; pyridoxal phosphate binding. The record is from RefSeq and is a predicted model, not a curated record.
AUGCCAUCUCACUUCGAUACUGUUCAACUACACGCCGGUCAAGAGAACGCUGGUGACAAUGCUCACAGAUCUAGAGCUGUUCCAAUCUACGCCACUACCUCCUAUGUUUUUGAAAACUCUAAGCAUGGUUCGCAAUUGUUUGGUCUAGAAGUCCCAGGUUACGUCUAUUCCCGUUUCCAAAACCCUACUAGUAACGUUUUGGAGGAAAGAAUUGCCGCUCUGGAAGGUGGUGCUGCCGCUUUGGCUGUUUCCUCUGGACAAGCCGCUCAAACCCUUGCUAUUCAAGGUUUAGCGCACACUGGUGACAACAUCGUCUCUACUUCUUACCUAUAUGGUGGUACUUACAAUCAGUUCAAAAUCUCUUUCAAAAGAUUUGGUAUUGAGGCUAGAUUUGUUGAAGGUGAUGAUCCAGAAGAAUUCGAAAAGGUCUUUGAUGAAAGAACCAAGGCCGUUUAUUUAGAAACGAUCGGUAAUCCAAAGUACAAUGUCCCAGAUUUUGAAAAGAUUGUUGCAAUUGCUCACAAGCACGGCAUUCCGGUGGUUGUUGACAACACCUUUGGUGCUGGUGGUUACUUCUGUCAGCCAAUUAAAUACGGGGCUGAUAUUGUAACACACUCUGCUACCAAGUGGAUUGGUGGUCACGGUACUACUAUCGGUGGUAUUAUUGUUGAUUCCGGUAAUUUCCCAUGGAAGGACUAUCCAGAAAAGUUCCCUCAAUUCUCUCAACCUGCUGAAGGAUAUCACGGUACUAUCUACAACGAAGCCUACGGUAGCUUGGCCUACAUCGUUCAUGUUAGAACUGAAUUAUUAAGAGAUUUGGGUCCAUUGAUGAACCCAUUUGCCUCUUUCUUGCUAUUGCAAGGCGUUGAAACAUUGUCUUUGAGAGCUGAAAGACAUGGUGAAAACGCAUUGAAGUUGGCCAAAUGGUUAGAACAAUCUCCAUACGUAUCAUGGGUUUCAUACCCUGGUUUAGCAUCUCAUUCUCAUCAUGAAAAUGCCAAAAAGUAUCUAUCUAACGGUUUCGGUGGUGUCUUAUCUUUCGGCGUAAAAGACUUGCCAAACGCUGACAAGGAAACCGAUCCAUUCAAACUUUCUGGUGCUCAAGUUGUUGACAAUUUGAAGCUUGCUUCCAACUUGGCCAAUGUUGGUGAUGCCAAGACCUUAGUCAUUGCUCCAUACUUCACUACUCACAAGCAGUUGAAUGACAAAGAAAAGUUGGCUUCUGGUGUUACCAAGGACUUAAUUCGUGUCUCUGUUGGUAUUGAAUUUAUUGAUGACAUUAUUGCAGACUUCCAACAAUCUUUUGAAACUGUUUUCGCUGGCCAAAAACCAUGA